Messenger RNA from Linnemannia hyalina, 744 nucleotides. NCBI's taxonomy places the organism in Eukaryota, Fungi, Mortierellomycota, Mortierellomycetes, Mortierellales, Mortierellaceae. The record is from the annotation of a GenBank genome assembly.
AUGAGAUCCGCAACCUUCCUCGCCUACUUCAUGGCCCUUUUCGCUAUGUUCUUUGGCCUCUCCUCCUCCACCUCGGCUGAGAUGAUUUCCGACCUCGAGCCCCGUGGCGUCGCCCCCACCAAGCCCGUCGGUGCUGCCUUUGACGGUACCAUUGACCUGCUUGUCAAGGAGCACUCUUCCAUUGUCGUCAAGGCCUUUGCGGAUGUUUGUACUGAUGCUAACUUGUCGACUGAUAUUACUACCGAUAUCCGUGUUCAGAUCAGCGGAUUGAUCAACAUUGACUUUGGUCUCGGUACAAAGCUCUCCGCCGCGUUGCGCUCAUCCAUCAAAGCCACAGUCCGCACCGAAGUCGACCUGGAGACCAAGGCCCAAUUCUCCGCCAACCUCCGCACAAACCUCGCCGCCCUCAUCACAAAGCGCUGCCCAGCCCACGACGGCGCCUGCAUCAAACUCCAAGCCAAGAACAUUGUCAAGGACGCCGUCAAACUCACCACCAAGGCCUCGGUCAAGAUCUCCGACAAGAUCUCUGUCAACCUCGCCACGCGUGUGAAGGCAGCGAUUCAGAUCCAGGUCAAGAAGUUUUCGGUGAACUUGUGGUUGAUCAAGAUUAAUGUGACGGGAGAUGUGGAGGUUUCGAACAGUGUUGCGUUGAGGUUCAAGAAUGCUGCUGGGCUUGUUGCGAGUGCUUGUGCGGAUAUUUCGGCAAAGUUGGUUUCGCAGAUCAAGACCAUUGCCUCUGCCUAG